Molecule: messenger RNA, 2064 nt
Organism: Spea bombifrons (plains spadefoot toad)
Lineage: Eukaryota; Metazoa; Chordata; Amphibia; Anura; Pelobatidae
Product: endothelin receptor type B-like
Exons: 8
Coding region: 301-1626 (441 amino acids)
Biological process (GO): G protein-coupled receptor signaling pathway; regulation of blood pressure; enteric nervous system development
Cellular component (GO): membrane
Molecular function (GO): endothelin receptor activity
Source: RefSeq, a predicted model, not a curated record
UCCUGCCUCCUUGUUAGACACCAUUGGCUGCUGCCAAAAACAACCACUGGGCAGCCUGGAGCUCUGUAUAUAGUCCUUGGCUGUAGUAAUAGCUUCAUUUAAUUCAGUCCCGGCUAUUCACCAUCACCACAAGGGAAAGAUGCGAAAGUAAACCUAUGGUCUAUUUUAACUUGGUCUAUUCUCACCGCUCCGGGAAGAAGAGCGUAACAAGCUUACUGAAAAAAGAAACUGUUUCAAGUACCAGGGUAGCAUAAUAUACCUCAGCCGAGGACUGAAGACUGAAGAUCCAUUCUGCUUUAUAUGCCCAGCUAUCUGCAUAAGAUGCACCCUUGUACGCUUCCAGUUGUUUGGAUAGCAUGUCUGCUUCUUGGAGUUUAUUGUCAAGAAGCCCAAACACAGAGUUCAGAUGCCCCGCUGGCAAUCAACCAGGAGCAGGUCCAUCGUAUUGUGCAAAUGGACACCAUUGAGAUCGAUGCUGGACCUGCCGGACCUGCCAACCUAUCAGAUGACAAUGUUGGAAACAGGCCCUUUCGGCCCCGACCUCCGCCCUGUACCUCCCGGUCUAAAAUCAGACAUGCCUUCAAAUACGUCACAACCAUUUUGUCAUGUGUCAUAUUUCUCGUAGGAAUUGUAGGGAAUACUACACUUCUUAAAAUCAUAUACAAGAACAAAUGCAUGAGAAACGGUCCCAAUGUUCUCAUCGCUAGCCUGGCUUUGGGUGACUUAUUCUACAUCAUAAUCGCCAUUCCCAUCAAUGUCUACAAGCUGCUGGCUGAAAACUGGCCGUUUGGCGCGCAUGUGUGCAAGCUGGUUCCAUUUAUCCAGAAAGCAUCUGUUGGAGUUACAGUUUUGAGUCUAUGCGCUCUGAGUAUAGACAGGUACAGAGCGGUGGCUUCCUGGAAUCGGAUUCAGGGCAUUGGAAUCCCUGUAUGGAAGACAAUAGAAUUGACCCUGAUUUGGGCUGUGGCUAUCACCCUGGCUGUUCCAGAAGCGAUUGCGUUUGAUUUGAUUAAACUGGAAGACCGGGAACAAAUUAUGUGGGUCUGCAUGAUGCCAUUAAAGCAGUCAUCUUACUUUUUGACGUUAUAUCAAGAAGUGAAGGUAUGGUGGCUUUUUGGCUUCUAUUUCUGUCUGCCUUUAGCCUGCACCGGAGUAUUCUACACCAUGAUGUCAUGCGAGAUGCUGAACAUGAAAAACGGGAUGCGGAUAGCGCUGAAUGAUCAUAUGAAGCAGAGAAGAGAAGUUGCGAAGACGGUCUUCUGCUUAGUGGUGAUCUUCGCCCUCUGUUGGCUUCCUCUACAUGUGAGCAGCAUACUGAAGAAGACUGUGUAUGACGGCACUGAUCCCAACAGAUGUGAACUACUAAGCUUCUUUUUAGUCAUGAACUACAUUGGGAUAAAUAUGGCCUCAUUGAACUCCUGCAUUAAUCCCGUGGCUCUCUACUUUGUCAGCAGGAAAUUCAAGAACUGUUUUCGGUCCUGCCUCUGCUGCUGGUGUCACAGGCCAAGUAUUACCAUUACUCCAAUGGACGAGAGAGGCUCUGGUGGUAAAUGGAAAGCCAACGGGCAUGAUUUAGUCCUGGACAGAAGCAGUUCCCGUCUGACAAACAAGUACAGCUCUUCAUGAGCCCAGGAACCCGAGGAGAAGACGUAAAAAUGGGCCCUGUCAUAGCUGCGCCUUACAGCUUGGUCCAUUUAUCUGAUCUUUAAGGCCAGACCUAGCAAAGAUUUACCAAGAGGUGAUCACGAAAGUUUAUACUGGAGGGAAGUCCCUACAACCCAUCGCCACUUAGUAAUUCUUAACGAUGAUGACUUUACAUUAAACUGAGCUCGCUUGUGAGCUGCCUAACACUGCCACUUCAACACUUGUCAUUAUCUUUUCUUUUUAACUUUUGUUUACUUUUAGAAGGAAUUAUUCCUUUCUUUUUUUUUUUGAGUGACUGGGUCACCAAAAUAACAUGUUAACCAAAAUGGAUUGUUCAAUGUAGAUUUUGUUCAAACAGGGAUUGAAUUCCACAACUGAGCACUUACUUCAUCUUUUAUAUAGUUUGUAAAAAUAAAUAAA